AUGGCUGAGGAGAGCAGUGUCUGCAGCUUUGUGUUCAGGAAGCGGGUCCGCGCCGCGGGCAGCGGCCGGCGGAAACGGGCUGGCAGCGAGCAGGAGCGGGACAGCAGUGGGGACGAGGGCAGCGCCGUGGUCAGGAGGAAGUUGCCCAGGAACACCCCCAACCCCAUGAUCCAGAGGACCAGGCGCUGCAUGAGGGAGAGGCCGGAGUAUGCAGGGAGCAGCAGCGAGGAUGAGGAUCCUGCCACGGAGAUCGGGGUCACCUACAAAUCGAGCAGGUCGGCAAAACCUGUUGGCCCAGAAGACAUGGGGGCCACAGCAGUGUAUGAACUGGACACGGAGAAGGAGAAGGAUGCCCAGGCCAUCUUUGAGCGCAGCCAGAAAAUCCAGGAGGAGCUGAGAGGAAAGGAAGAUGAUAAAAUUUACCGUGGCAUUAACAACUACCAGAAGUAUGUGAAGCCCAAGGACACAUCGAUGGGAAACGCCUCCUCAGGAAUGGUCAGGAAAGGCCCCAUCCGUGCUCCGGAGAACCUGCGGGCCACGGUGCGCUGGGACUACCAGCCUGACAUCUGCAAGGACUACAAAGAGACCGGGUUCUGCGGCUUUGGGGACAGCUGCAAGUUCCUGCACGACCGCUCGGACUACAAGCACGGCUGGCAGAUCGAACGGGAGCUGGACGAGGGCCGCUACGGCGUCAGCGGCGAUGAAAACUACGAGGUGAGCAGUGAUGAGGAGGACAUGCCUUUCAAAUGCUUCAUCUGCAGAGGUUCCUUCAAGAACCCCGUGGUCACCAAGUGCCGGCACUACUUCUGUGAGAGCUGCGCCCUCCAGCACUACCGCAAGUCCCAGCGCUGCUACGUCUGUGAGAAGCAAACCAACGGGGUCUUCAACCCUGCGAAAGGGCUGAUGGCAAAAUUGGAAAAACACAAACGGGAGGAAGAAGAGGAGCAACAGUCAGACCAUGAAGAGGAUCCACAGUAG
Pyrgilauda ruficollis (rufous-necked snowfinch) is the source of this 978-nucleotide messenger RNA. RefSeq names its product E3 ubiquitin-protein ligase RNF113A-like. The record is from RefSeq and is a predicted model, not a curated record. The transcript has a single exon. The coding region runs from base 1 to 978 and encodes 325 amino acids. Gene Ontology annotation, cellular component: U2-type spliceosomal complex. Gene Ontology annotation, biological process: snoRNA splicing. Gene Ontology annotation, molecular function: metal ion binding. Lineage: Eukaryota; Metazoa; Chordata; Aves; Passeriformes; Passeridae.